CACAGUGUUACCCAGGAGGUCUCUUUACUCUCUUUUUCUCUUGAGAAUUUAAUGGAUUCCGAGAUUACAACUGUGUAGAGUUCCCGGCAAAAUCAAAUAGAAAACCUGAGCUAGGGUUUAGGCUUUUCUUUGUUCAAUCGAAAAUGUCUCGUUCUGGUAAAUUGACGCCGAAUCUCGAUAAGCAAAGCACGAAAAUGCUUAAUCUCACUGUGCUACAGAGAGUCGAUCCCUUCAUAGAAGAGAUUCUGAUGACGGCAGCACAUGUGACGUUCUAUGAGUUCAACAUUGAGAGUAAUCAAUGGAGUCGCAAGGACGUUGAAGGAUCUCUGUUUGUUGUUAAGAGGAAUUCUCAACCUAGAUUCCAGUUCAUAGUAAUGAAUCGACGGAACACAGAUAAUUUAGUGGAGGAUCUACUAGGGGACUUUGAGUAUGAAGUUCAAGUUCCAUAUUUGUUAUACCGAAACGCAGCUCAAGAAGUAAAUGGGAUUUGGUUUUACCAUGCACAUGAAUGUGAGGAUGUUGCAAAUCUCUUUAGUAGGAUACUUAAUGCAUACUUAAAAGUUCCUUCAAAGCCAAAGGUUUCUUCGAGCAAAAGUGAAUUUGAGGAACUUGAAGCAAUUCCAAGUAUGUCCGUAAUGGAAGGUCCUCUUGAGCCAUCCUCAACUAAACCUGCUGCAACCAGUACCCCUGAAGAUUCUUCCUUUGUAAACUUCUUUGCAGCUGCUGUAACUGUUGGAAGUAAUACUCUGCCUGCAGUAAAUUCAAGACAGCUCUAUCAUUCAUCUGCUACCAUUCCAUCAUCUUCUCAUGUACCAGUUAAUCCUGUUCUUGCAGCAUCUCCGCAAAUGUCAUCUGCUCCUCUCUCUGUUGCUUUUACUCCAACAAUUCUCCAUGAAACUCUUGAUCCUAUUAAAAGUAGCAGUCAUGUCACCAAUCUUGUGAAGCCAUCCUUCUUUGCACCACCCUCUUCUUCACCCUCUUUGGUGAUGCCGCCUCUUUUGUCACCAACGCCAACUGCUGUUGCUCUCCGUUCUCCCUUGAAUGCCCAACGUCCACGUGGCACUCCAUUGCUUCAGCCCUUUCCGCCACCCAAUCCACCUUCAUCUCUUACUCCUAUUUCCACUCCUACUUCAAAUGAUGGAUUUGUUAUUAACAAAGACAAAAUUCGUGAUGCACUUCUAAUGCUUGCUCGGGAUGAGCAAUUCAUUGACAUGUUCUACCAAGCGAUGCAGAAGGUGCACCACGCAUGAGUUCUCCCUAUAGAGGAUUUGUAGCUGGUUCUCUUUGGUGCAUUUAAGAGCUUGCUGAAUGCUUGUCGGAUGUCUUCUGUAUAUAGUUCCUCUGCUGUACAUGUCAAACGCGGGGGUAACUUAGAAGAACUUGGACCAAAUUAGGUUAAAAGCACAGUUGAUCUCUUCUCAGAAAAACCAACAGUUGCAUCUUCUUUUUUUCAUUUUCAAAACUAGAGCGGUCCAAAAAAGUUAUAUAGGGUUGUUCUCUCUUGGUAUAGGAUAAUUUCCAGUGAAAUGUUUCUAUGUUGCAUUGACAUGCGAAAAGAUAACAUCGAUGGAAAUGGAAUGGGCCAAUGCGGCAUAACUUUAGGAAAGUUCUCUUUGCUUCUCGUUUGGUAGUAUAAUUAUGGUGUUAUUCUUUGGAAA
Messenger RNA from Carica papaya (papaya), 1658 nucleotides. Its product is annotated as mRNA-decapping enzyme-like protein. Gene Ontology annotation, cellular component: P-body. Gene Ontology annotation, biological process: deadenylation-independent decapping of nuclear-transcribed mRNA; deadenylation-dependent decapping of nuclear-transcribed mRNA; positive regulation of catalytic activity. The record is from RefSeq and is a predicted model, not a curated record. Gene Ontology annotation, molecular function: mRNA binding; enzyme activator activity. Lineage: Eukaryota; Viridiplantae; Streptophyta; Magnoliopsida; Brassicales; Caricaceae.